Molecule: messenger RNA, 1216 nt
Organism: Diospyros lotus (date-plum)
Lineage: Eukaryota; Viridiplantae; Streptophyta; Magnoliopsida; Ericales; Ebenaceae
Product: reticulon-like protein B2
Exons: 5
Coding region: 124-897 (257 amino acids)
Source: RefSeq, a predicted model, not a curated record
GGCUCCGUUUCACUUCUCUGCUCAGCUAUCUUUUUCGUCUUCUCUCUCUCUCCCUCUUUGUCUCUCUCCGUUGUUCUGUUUUGCUUGGUCUCGUAGGGUUUCGAUUCACAGUUUUCCCCAGCAAUGGCGGAGCACAAAGAGAGUUCAGAUUCAAUGGCCGAGUCGCUGGUGGAGAAGAUCACCGAGAAGCUUCAUGGCGACGAUUCCUCGUCCUGCUCCUCCGAUUCGGAUUCCGAUAAGAAGCCCAACUCGUCGCCCUCGUCCGUCAAGGCCAAGACUUACCGCCUCUUCGGCCGAGAAAAGCCAAUUCACAAGGUUUUCGGUGGAGGAAAACCUGCUGACAUUUUCCUCUGGAGGAACAAAAAGAUAUCUGCCGGUGUUCUUGGUAGUGCCACUGCCAUAUGGAUUCUGUUCGAUUUGCUGGAGUACCACCUUCUUUCUCUAGUGUGCCACAUACUGAUACUGUUGCUUGCAAUCUUCUUCUUGUGGUCCAAUGCUGCAACAUUUAUCAACAAGUCUCCUCCACGUAUUCCAGAAGUUCAACUUCCAGAGGAACCGUUCCUUGAGGUUGCCUCCGUUCUGAUGACUGAAACUAACCGAGCCCUUGCAGUAUUACGAGAAAUAGUUUCUGGAGGGGAUCUGAAGAAGUUUCUUGGAGUGAUUGGUGGCUUGUGGGUAUUGUCAAUUGUUGGAACAUGGUGCAGCUUCCUAACAUUGUUUUAUAUAUGUUUUGUGAUGGUGCACACAGUGCCCGUGCUAUAUGAAAAAUACGAAGACCGAGUUGAUAAGCUUGCAGAAAGAGCGAUGAUUGAGAUCAAGAAGCAAUAUGCAGUGUUUGAUGCCAAAGUUCUCAGUAAAAUUCCGAAGGGGCCAUUGAAGGACAAGAAAAGAGCUUAAAGAGGAGAAGGUUUUUACCGUGCCAUGGCGUGGUUUCGUUCUGGAGGACUUUGGUUUUUCUCUGUACUUUAUUUCCCGGUAUUUUCUGUCAGUUCCUACCGUCGCUCCACAAUUAGGAACGUGUUAAGGUGUAGGUGCUCUCGAGGAUAUUUUUUAUGUAGCAUCCACUAGAGCUGGUUUUAUAACAGUUCCUAUAAUUAUUGCAGUUUUUGUCAUUCGAUAUUUAAAAGGGUACUCUUUCCCUUUUUGUUACGUUACCAUCAUACACGUACAGCUGACAAACCCCAGCUUAAUCAUAGAAUUGUCAUUUGAUAUCUAA